This is a messenger RNA of Harpia harpyja (harpy eagle), 2152 nucleotides long. Its product is annotated as zinc finger protein CKR1-like. Gene Ontology annotation, molecular function: RNA polymerase II cis-regulatory region sequence-specific DNA binding; DNA-binding transcription factor activity, RNA polymerase II-specific. The transcript is spliced from 3 exons. The record is from RefSeq and is a predicted model, not a curated record. Gene Ontology annotation, biological process: regulation of transcription by RNA polymerase II. Bases 185 to 1654 code for a protein of 489 amino acids. Lineage: Eukaryota; Metazoa; Chordata; Aves; Accipitriformes; Accipitridae.
CAAGCUCCUCUCAUUCCCCUGCUGCAAUUCUUUAUCUUCUUGUUCACAGGGUUGUGUUUUCCUUGGCUUUUGUGAUCUCCUCCUCCAGCAACAAGAAGGGAUAACUUGGGGAUUUUCAGGAGCCCUGAGCGAGGAACAGAGGGAGAAACCCUCAUUCUCCCGACUGCCGGUGACUCUCCCUGUCAUGGAGCCGUGGGUGAUGCUGGACCCGCGGCAGAAAGCCCUGUACCGGGAUGUGAUGCAGGAGAGCUAUGAAACGCUGAUGUCUCUUGCAGCACAGGGGCUGGUGAGUGAAAAAGCAGCGGAGGAAGGAGCAGCAGAGGAGAGCUGCAAGGAGCUCGAAGAGCACUCGUCCCACAGCCCAGAGAGGGAGAAGACCCUCGGCUCAAACAGGCGGAAAACAAAGCGCCCGGAUAAAGCCAUGCCACAUGGCGCAGCCAAGAUGUCCAAAGCCGCAGCGGUCCCCAAACUGGAAUGUGCCAAACCCUUACAUGGGGCAGCCAGCAAGGGACCGGCAAGGGACCGGCCAUUCAGUUGCACCGACUGCGGCAAGAGCUUCCCAUGGGCUUCGCACUUGGAGCGUCACCGGCGGGUGCACACUGGCGAGCGGCCUUUUGGGUGCCCCGAGUGCGGCGAGACUUACAGCCAGAGCUCCCACCUCCUCCAGCAUCGCCGUACCCACGCCAGUGACCGACCACACAAGUGCAGCGACUGUGGCAAGCGCUUCGCCGGCGCCGCCGAGCUGGCGGCUCAUGGCCGAGGCCACGCCGCCGAGAAACCUCACAAAUGCGGUGACUGCGGCAAGGGCUUCGUCUGGGCAUCCCACCUUGCCCGGCACCAACGGGUGCACACCGGCGAAAAGCCCUACCGCUGUGCCGAGUGCGGCGAAGCCUUCAGCCAAGGCUCGCACCUCGCCAAGCACCGCCGUAGCCACACCGGCGAGCGGCCCCACCGCUGCCCAGCUUGUGGCAAGACCUUCUGCCAGAGCUCCGACCUGGCCCGCCACCGCCGCACCCACCUGGGCAAGAAAGCCCUCCGCUGCGGUGACUGUGGCAAGCUUUUCCGAGCCGGGCCAGCGCUGGCACGGCAUCAGCGGUGUCACCGGCGGGAGCGCACCCACCAUUGUGCCGAUUGCGGGAAGGGUUUUGUCUGGGCGUCCCACCUGGAGCGGCACCGGCGGGUGCAUACGGGUGAACGCCCCUUUCCCUGUGGCAGCUGUGGCGAACGCUUCGCCCAAAAAGCUCACCUGCUCCAGCACCGCAAAACCCACUCCCCCGACCGGCCCUACAAAUGCGGCGACUGUGGCAAGCGUUUCGGUGAGGCUCCCCCCUUCCUUGCCCACCAGCGGGGCCACGCCGCCCAGAAGAGCUACACUUGCAGCGAGUGCGGCAAGGGCUUCGCCUGGGCGUCCCACCUCGAGCGGCACCGCCGCGUCCACACCGGCGAGAAGCCCUACGAGUGCCCCGAGUGUGGCGAAGCCUUCAGCCAGAGCUCCCACCUCACCAAACACCGCCGUAGCCACCUCCCCAAGGCUGCUUUCCCCCUUGCCCCCCAACCGCUGCCCCUCUCCAGGACACGGCUGGUGGGGGAGAAGACCCACGGUGCCACAGGGCUGGUGAAGCCACCCGGAGCCUGCAAUGGUGAGGAGCCCUGAAGGACGGAGACUCCCCCAUUGGUGCGAUGGAUGGGGAGGAAGGAUCGUUCCCAAGGGAAAACUCGUCUUGGGGACAAAUCAAAGGACACCAAGUGACAUUUAAGGGGCAGAGGGUGGCACUGGGGUGGGUGAUGUGGCUGCUCCAGCAAGGUAUCAAGGUGGGAUUUAUCCUUCCUGAUGUCUCCCAGCAGCAAUGGGUGAACGGUGCCUGCGCCCUAUUGCAAAGCAGACCCUGGAAAACGGACAUCUUGGGUGACAGGGAGCCUCUUCCCCAGGGAAAUGGUGCUCUUCUGCACCGGGAAACAAUGGGGGUAACCUGGCGCUGGUUCUUGUGCCAAAAUACGGUGUCAUUUGUACCUGCUCCUUGCUGCCGCAGGCAGGAGAAAGGGAUGCCGCGUUGCACUGAUGGAGAGGGCGAGAUGCUGAGGGUGCAGAGGGCUCGGCGGUGGGAGGUGCCGGCAUGGGGCGAGGAAUAAAAAGGGAGCCCGGUACCUGGCA